CCCGCCAUGGCCACCCCGACCGCUCGCCAGCUCCCCCGAGCCGUCCUCCGCACGCGACACAACUACAUUUAUAACAACUACGCAUCCACCCGCCCCUUCUCGUCAUCGCGCCCCGCUUUUGAAAGCAACCACUUCCAUAGAAAGGAAUCGUUUCGUUCACGGCUUAAUGCAGCGCUCAAAAACACAAAAGUGAAAUGGGAGCCCAUUCCCAUCGCUCUGGGAAUUGGCUUCCUAGGCGUGUACCAGUUCUACCGCGUGCAGCGCAGAGAGAAGCACUCGCAAAGCCAGGCCGGUAGCGACACUGAAAACGAUGGUGAGGACCAACAGGGCCGCCCCAAGAAGCGUGAGCGUAUACGUCCCAGCGGGCCAUGGACUGUCCAAAUCAUGUCCACCCUGCCCCUCAAGGCCAUGUCGCGCCUGUGGGGACGCUUCAACGAGCUGCAGAUCCCCUACUACCUGCGCGUCCCCGGCUUCAAGCUCUACUCUUUCAUCUUCGGCGUCAAUCUCGACGAGGUGUCGGAACCCGAUCUUCACGUCUAUCCCAACCUGGCCUCCUUCUUUUACCGCACCCUGAAGCCUGGCGCUCGCCCUAUCGACCCGAACCCGAACUCAGUCGUCUCGCCAGCUGACGGCAAGGUUAUCCAAUUCGGCACCAUAGAGCACGGAGAAGUCGAGCAAGUCAAGGGCGUUACCUACAGCCUAGAUGCCCUCCUGGGCUCCAACCGCCCCUCGCAACCCACGCCCGCCGAUACGCGCGAACUGUCCGACCACACCCACACCAAGGUAGGCGCCGAAGAUAUCAUGCGCGCCGACGAGGAGUUCGCAAACGUGAACGGCAUCUCCUAUACCCUCCCGAACCUCUUCUCGGGCCCAUGGCCAAAGGGUAAAAACACCCCCGCCGAAAUGCCCUCGGACCAGGCCACCUCCCCCCAACCUUCCUCCGAAGCCGCCGUCCGCGAGGACCUUGCUCGCAGCGAAUCCUCGCGCCCAUGGUGGGCGCCGGCAUCUGCGACCACCCCCACCGCCCUCUACUACUGUGUUAUAUACCUCGCCCCCGGCGACUACCACCGUUUCCACUCGCCCGUAUCCUGGGUCGUCGAGAGUCGUCGCCACUUCGCCGGCGAGCUCUACAGCGUGUCCCCCUACCUUCAGCGCACUCUUCCCGGCCUCUUCACGCUCAACGAGCGCGUCGUCUUGCUCGGCCGCUGGCGCCACGGCUUCUUCAGCUACACCCCCGUCGGCGCCACAAACGUCGGCUCCAUCAAAGUCAACUUCGACGCCGAACUCCGCACAAACUCCCUCACCACCGACACCGCUGCCGACCGCGCUGCCGAAAAAGCCCGUGCCGCUGGUGAACCUUACUCUGGCUUCGCGGAAGCGAGUUAUGCUAAUGCUAGUCGUGUGCUUGCUGGUCAUGCGCUCAAGCGUGGUGAGGAAAUGGGUGGGUUCCAGCUUGGCAGUACUAUUGUGCUUGUCUUCGAGGCACCUAAAGGUGUGAGGCCGAGUCUGGAUGAGGGGUUCCAGGGAAAGCCUGGGGAGCGUAAAGGCGGGUUUGUGUGGAAUGUGGAGAAUGGGGGGACGGUCAAGGUUGGUGAGCCUAUUGGGUGGGUUGAUGAUGGGACGGGUGGUAAGAGUCAGUAAAUAGAUACACAGUUGGAAAACAUAGAAAGAGGCAGUGGAGAUGUAGGGAUAUGUAUAGUACACAGUUGUAGUUGUAGUAGUCAUUUGUUGUAUCAUCCAUGUAUACAUUCUACUUCCUUUCCAACAUGC
Molecule: messenger RNA, 1770 nt
Organism: Periconia digitata
Lineage: Eukaryota; Fungi; Ascomycota; Dothideomycetes; Pleosporales; Periconiaceae
Source: the annotation of a GenBank genome assembly